This is a messenger RNA of Poecilia latipinna (sailfin molly), 2464 nucleotides long. RefSeq names its product ras-related protein Rab-8B. The coding region runs from base 691 to 1311 and encodes 206 amino acids. Lineage: Eukaryota; Metazoa; Chordata; Actinopteri; Cyprinodontiformes; Poeciliidae. The record is from RefSeq and is a predicted model, not a curated record. Gene Ontology annotation, molecular function: GTPase activity; GTP binding. The transcript has 8 exons.
UAAAACUUUUGGUAAAUAUUACUUUAUUUCUUUCUCCUGCUGUCUGAUAAAAUGUUUUUCCUGUCCUGAGGAACUCCAGUUUAUUUUAUUUUAAUGAAUCUGAAGCUUCACAUGGAGCUCUGAGGUCCACGUGACCCCAUCUGACCCGGCCCCCGUUUCCUGUACAUGCUGACGAACAUUCACCGGAAACAGCAGAAACCCUAUUUCAAAAUAAAAGUUCCAGUUCAGAGGAGCCAGCAGGGACUUAAUUCCAUUAAAGGAAAAUUAAAAUGUGAAUAUAACAGUGACUCUUGGUUCUGGUUCUUCUUGGUUCUGAACCCGACAAUCAUUUGCUUUGGAUCAGAACUGACGGAUUUCUGGGUGAUAAUAAAGUCAGAGAUGAAAACUGAAUUUUUAUCUGCAGUUUAUCCUCGUUUCCUUGAGGAACACCAGAGGUUAUUAUUAGUAUUAUUUGAACUUUGACAGCCGGUCGGUUCUGGUCCACUUCCAGGCGGGUCGGAGCCAGCACAGCUCAGCAAAUGAGACUGUUUUAUUGUGAAAGGAGAGAACCGGAAGUGGAUCCGGUGUGCUGUCGGAACACUUGAUGCCGAACCGUUUCCUGCUUCUCCGUCGGUGCAUCUGAGCGGCUCCAGCAGAGGUUCGCGGAGCAGAGCCGGGCCCAUCCGGACCGGAGCCGAACCGAACCCGAACAUGGCGAAGAGCUACGACUACCUGUUCAAACUGCUGCUGAUCGGAGACAGCGGCGUGGGCAAAACCUGCCUGCUGUUCCGCUUCAGCGAGGACGCGUUCAACACCACCUUCAUCUCCACCAUCGGAAUCGAUUUUAAAAUUCGGACCGUGGAGCUGGAUGGGAAGAAGAUCAAACUGCAGAUCUGGGACACGGCGGGUCAGGAACGCUUCCGGACCAUCACCACAGCCUACUACCGAGGCGCCAUGGGCAUCAUGCUGGUGUACGACAUCACCAACGAGAAAUCCUUCGACAACAUCCGGAACUGGAUACGCAACAUCGAGGAGCACGCGUCGGCAGACGUGGAGAAGAUGAUCCUGGGAAACAAGUGCGACAUGAACGACAAGAGGCAGGUCUCCAAGGAGAGAGGAGAGAAGCUCGCCAUCGACUACGGGAUCAAGUUCCUGGAAACCAGCGCCAAGUCCAGCAUCAAUGUGGAGGAGGGCUUCCUGACCCUCGCCAGAGACAUCAUGAGCCGCCUCAACAGGAAGAUGAACGACGGGGGUCCGGCAGGUGGAGGUGGCCAAGUGAAGAUCUCAGAGCCGCUCUCCAAGAAGAGCGUGUUCAGGUGUUCGCUGCUGUAGGCGGAGCCUCCAGCGGCCCACCAAUCACCUGCAGACGCUCACUGCAGUAGGCGGAGCCUCCUGACCCACUGUGGCUCCUCCUCCAUCCAGGUUAUGAUGGCGGCUGCCUUGAAACGUGAAAACAAUCGGCAAUGUUUUUAUUUCUGUAGGAUGGAGGCGGGGCUUAUAUAGGGGCGGACCUUACAUGUACAGACACACUUAAAGGGACAGUCCGUGUUUUUCCUGAUUGGUCAUCUGAGCGCGCUCAGUUUCUGCUGAAAUCAUUACUUCCCUCCUCCAGCGCCUCGCUCUAAGAAGAGCAUGUUCACAAGGAAAAGUUAGUACACCCCUUGAUCAGCUCUUUACUAGAUGUUCACAUAAUCUUUCAUAUUUAUCUCCAGAAUUUAAAGUGAUUUUAUCCAAAUAAACAGGAACUAAUCAGAAGGACAACCAAAGUUUUCUCUAACUCAGGGGAAAGUUAGCACACCCCAACAUCUACUCUGUCUGGAUGAAAUCCCUUCAGGAGAAGCUUCUUGUCUCCAUCUGUGGGACGCUGUCCCCUCAUCACUUCCUGUCUCCCCACAGCAUCUGCAAGAGCUCAGUAUCUGGCCUUUGACUAGGCUGAGGAGCUUCAUCCAGCUCCCUGUGUUCCUGAUUGCAGACGUUUCUGUUCUGAUUGUUCAAACUGAGCGCGCUCAAACGUGUGAACUGUCCCUUUAAAGCCGUCUCCAGGAAGGUCACCUCGGGGUCAGCAGGGUGGCCAUGCUUGACUUAAAAAUGGCAGCUGUGAGCAUGAAGUAGGCACAUUUCGGUCUGACGUCUCCAACCAGGAUGACUGAUGGUUUCAUUUCAACGCAGCUUCGGUUUGUUUUCAUGCUUUUAUUUUGAAGUUAUCUGCUCUAACAGUUGUCUCAGGACAGGAAGUGCUGCAGUUUUCAGUGAAACAGGAAAUGUUUCAGCUUCCUGUGGAGAAUCAGUUUUACAUGAGGAGGUUCUGAUCCGUCAGCUGGUCUGAGGUCAGCAGAACCCAACCGGAACCGGCUAUGCAACUGAUCCGGAGAACCCGGCUGUCUCCAGAGUUCCUCGAGUUUAUUUUUCUACCUGACUUUCAGAAUAAAAGCCUCUAACUGUAUUGUAACAUGAAGGAUUUUCUAAAUAAACUUGUUUUAUAUUG